Molecule: messenger RNA, 4465 nt
Organism: Ruditapes philippinarum (Manila clam)
Lineage: Eukaryota; Metazoa; Mollusca; Bivalvia; Venerida; Veneridae
Exons: 10
Coding region: 66-2723 (885 amino acids)
Source: RefSeq, a predicted model, not a curated record
CACAAGUUGAAUUCAUGGAAAGUAAUUGAAAAAAAAAAAAAGAAAAAGAAACUAACUAUGCCAAUAUGUCAACGACCGGCACUGAAAAACAUUGCAGACUGUGCCUCAUGCUUAGUAAAGGUGGAACAAAAGCAUGUCAUCAUCUUCUAUUAAAGCGUGUGGAAGAUCUUAAACCAAGGGAUCCUCAACCAAACGAAUGGACACUUGCAUCAUUUUUGAACAGUAAAAAGCAAAUGAUAAUUACGUCAAACCUUUCGAAGGAGAAGUAUAAAGUCCUAUUUCCAAACACCGGUGCUACAGUGCUUUCUAACUGGGAUUUAUCACUUUACUGUCACGUUCUUACUUCAUACUGUGAUUUGACUAGUUUAGAUUGGUUGGAUAUAGAAAAUUUGCGAACAAUACGGAAUGAUCUCUGUCACAUGAACGACGCCGAAAUCACAGAUCAGAAGUUUGAAAGCUACUGUGUAACGAUACAAGUGAUCAUUGGUAGAAUCUUGGAGAAACUCGAUGCCAACGAUUUGAAGCUAGAGCUUGACACAAUCAUCAACAAUUUAAAAAGUGGACCUCUUUCGAUUGACGAAUCGCUGAAAGAAAUGCGUAAGUUUUAUUUGAUGGAAUUGGACAUCCGUGAACAGUUGGAACAUGUUUUAGAAAAACUUGAGGAACUUAGCAACAAGUUCGACCAAACAGCAAGUUCAGGAAUCGAUUCAACAAGGAACAAUGUUGUUCCUGGAGUCAAUAUUGUUCUUGUUUUAAAAAAUGUCAAUGACGAAGAAGAAGAAAACAUGUCUUAUGUUUUACAACAGUUGUUUGAAGAAGUCAUAAAUGAGGACAAUGGACUCAAAUCCACCAUACCACCCAAUUCAUAUAUUGGACUCAGAGCGGCAGUCAAUAAAACAUAUCAGAUAUUUCUUUCAAAAGGAUGGAAAAUCAUAAGCGCAAAACAUAAAUGCAUACAACUACAAAUAAGAUGUAGUAAUUUUAAAUCGCUUGCCGCCUUGUUAAGGGAACAUAUUAAUGGACAAAUAGACAACCAUCUUACAGAUUUAAAUGAAUCAUUAACAGAGUGUGUCAAUGGAGGAAAGUCAUGCUUUCAAACUAUGAUCUAUAAAGACGAGUUUUGGAAUGUUUUGGAUAAAUCAAUCUCAUCCGUCGAUAGAUUUUUAUCCGAAGUCAACAUCGACUUAUCAAAGCAAAAGGAUAACGUGCAACCACUCAAUAAAGGCAGGGGGCUUAUAUUAUCGUUAACAGCUCAAAACCUAAUGUCUGGCAGUAACAAAUCUUUCGAGGGAGACUGCAACAAUGAGCUUCGUACUUCUCUACAAUUACUGACAUCAGAACUAGAAUCAGAAUUCCAUGCCCCACAUUUAUCGAUUCAAGGAAGUUGCUCGACAAAUGUGAAUUGCGAAACAGAUGAAUAUAAGGAAGGCAGUGAUUGGUUUCAAGAUGAAGAAUAUGACAAGACAGCGAUCACGCAACGGUCUUUGAAAGAAAUUGGUCCAACGAAAGAGGCACAUGAAAGAGGAAAAUAUCACAGUGAAGAAAAGAAGGAAAUUACAGAACAAAAUCGCCUUGAUCGAAAGUUGGCAAUGUGGAGGAAAUGGGAGGAAGAGCAAGCAAAUUGGACGAAAGGAAUUUCUGGUUUAACUAUUACAAAAUAUGGUCUACUUAUUUCCAUCACUGAAAUUUUGAAAAACUUUCUGUAUUCAUUUUCACCGGAACAGAUUGGCCAUUUGUCUGAAUUCCUCGACAAUGCACGAAACUCUAAUUUGAAAUUUAUAACAGAAAAGGGUAAAACAAGGGGCUCUUGGGAAAUGGAAGAAAGUUGUUGUAAAUCAGGUCUAUGUCAAACAAUCCUAGAUAUGUUAUGUGAGAAACAAGCGAACAAUUUAAAAAACGUUGUUUGGAGCCCUAACGACAGGACAAGUGUAUUGCAUUCACGACAUAAAAAGAUGAUGACCUUGCCAAACACACAUUUCUUCAAUUGGUCCAUUCGCGGGGAAUUUGACUGCCCAUACGAGCGCGUCCGAAGAGGUAUUCCUUUGUUAGAUGAUACACUACAACAAGGAGACGUCGAUACAUACUACUGGCAAAUCGCAAAGAUGUACAUGUUCCGUGGAAAGGAAACAAAUUAUGAUCCAAAUACUGGGCCUGAAGAUACAGAUGUUGCAUUGAUUUUCAAGUUGAUGAAGAAUUGCAAGUUGUUCUCACUAGAUGAGGAGUCAAAUAUAGAUAAUUCAAUUUACGACGAUUUACUAGAAGUGAGGAACCUGUUGAUGCACAGUGCUGAUAGCCGCUUGUCGGACGAAGCUUUGGAGGAAUGCUUCGAGCGAAUGAAAAGUAUACUGAAAGCCGAUAUGUUUUCCAGCGAACAUAGUAAAAAGGCAAUAACUGGACUAGAAAAGUUAAAAGAUAUGCGUAUCAUAAUGACUUCGCUGACAUUACAACAAGCAGCUUUGAUUGAAGAAGCUUUCAACUUACAACAAUCUUCAGUGGAAUUUGACAUACAUUUUAAGGGCUCAUUGAAAAACGACUACGUUUUAGAAGGUAUCCUGAAAGCAAGCCAAGAGAAUAGUAGGAAGUACAAAGUAUAUGCUCAACAGUCAAGCGCUACAACACUGGGAGGUGCUGCCACUGGUGCUGCAGUGGGAAGUAUUGCCGGGCCCUCUGGAGCUGCUAUUGGUUCAGCAGUUGGAUGGCUAUUUGGAAAACUCGCGGAAUAACAGAAUUGUUCAUUGUGAUUUGAAACAAAGACAUUAAGAACGCUAAUCAACUUUCAUUCAUCGAAAACUUUAAAACUUCGAGACAUUUCAUUUUGCAAACUUUUCAAUGUAUAUAUUUUAAUUUUAAGUCUGAUGUCCUUUUGUCUUUGAUUAAUGAAUAUUUGUGCAUGUACGCGCAUGUACAUGCACGUACAUGUAUUGCAAGGAAGUAGUAUUUCCCCGCACAUGCGCAAUCUGCAUAGGGCAAAAAAAACAUAGUCUAACAUAGAAAUAUAGAAGACGUUCAUAGACAAUUCCGAGUUAGUUUAAGGUAAAAGGUAGAAAAUUAUAUAAAAUAGCUUUAAACAAAAAUAGAAAAGAUUCCUUUACAGAGAUUGCCAAAGAAAGGCAUGGAAAAGGAAAUUGUUUAAGAAUUCCCCCUUACGUCGGGCCCGCUUAUGUCACGGACCUGACAUUGAGAUUUUUUUAAAGAAAAAGUAGAAUUAUAUCUUUUUUUCAAAUGGGAGUCAACUAAAUUGUUGUUGAAAUAGUUUAUAAAAAAAGAUAAAAUAAAUUUUAUAACAUAUGAAAUAAUUAGCAUUCUGAAAAUAGUCAGAGCAGGCCCGGUGAUAAUGCAUUUUUAGUGUUCAGUUUACCUUAUUUUAUCCUUUAUUUGUCUGUGAUGCAAAACAGAUAAUUUUUAAGUCACAUAAAUAUAUUUUAAAUACUUUAUUUUCCUUCAAAAUCUUUAAGGAAAGUGAAAUAACACUCAUUUUAUCCGGUUCAUCGUAACACAUGUUAAUAUUUUUUAAUGCAAGUCACACUAAUUGUCACUUCACAAAUCAAUAAACAUUGAUGAGAUCGGUAUUAUAUAAAAGUUACUUAAAUUACGAUUUUCAUAAUUGUGCUAUGUCAUGGUUCUAAAACGUCCGGGUUAAAUGAUAUUUAUACAAUAUCUAGCUGGAAACAAACAACCACGGUCGCGUGUCAAUCUGUUUGACACUUACCGCCUGGCCAAUCCAAAGGAAGUGUACAAUACACAUUGUGUUAUAUUAUGUAAAUACAGGGGUAAUAAAAUUUAAUCUUUAACACCCUGCUGUCUAAAUUUAAAUUACGGAUGAAAAAAUCGUCUAAUGAUACCUAACAGACGUCUUUUGUAUGCGCCUUUUGACAAUUGGAUUAUUAGUCCUGCAUAUUUAUUAUACCUGUUAUGAAUAUCAAUUGACGUUUUAAGUACUUACCGCUUUAAGUCAUAAAAUUACUGUUUUCUGAUUGAGAUAACAUGGAAUCGCGACUAUUAAAGCCUGAAAGUAUCAUACACUGUUGUCAAUUUUAUUGCGCUUUUGCUCUACGCAGGAUGCGCAUACGCGAAAUGCAACAUUGGUUGCUAUGGAAGAAUCGUAUUGUAAAAAGGUCUAUAGAUUUAGCCGUGUUUACUAAAACGCGCAAGUCAAAAAUUAUAUCACGUUUUGUUAUUAGCAACUUUUUACUAUCAUUGCCUUAUUUUUCAAAUGUCAUUUGUAUUUCAUCUCUCUGAUUAUAAGUUAUUAUAAAUGGGAUUUGUCUAAGUUUCAAUUAAUUCACAUAUAUACUCGACAAUCUCAGAAGAGAAAAUUUUAAUGUCAUGUCAGAGUAGCUAUUUUGUGGAUAGAUAUAUAUAUUAUCUCCAAAGCGUUUUGUUGUUUUGUAUCGCACAAAACUACUACGAAUAUAAAUAUUACAAAUUUUGAUUAUAAACUUAUUUGCACAGUUGUAUUUAAUGA